Molecule: messenger RNA, 3277 nt
Organism: Anguilla anguilla (European eel)
Lineage: Eukaryota; Metazoa; Chordata; Actinopteri; Anguilliformes; Anguillidae
Product: NADH-ubiquinone oxidoreductase 75 kDa subunit, mitochondrial-like
Exons: 19
Coding region: 32-2311 (759 amino acids)
Biological process (GO): ATP synthesis coupled electron transport
Cellular component (GO): membrane
Molecular function (GO): iron-sulfur cluster binding; NADH dehydrogenase (ubiquinone) activity
Source: RefSeq, a predicted model, not a curated record
GAGAUUGGCUGAAACAAAACCUGGCAUACACAUGGUCUCGAGAUUCGAGUUUGAGAACAGUUACAUUAUUCUAAGACAGGGGGAGACCAAUUCCUUUCCUGCUUGCUUGGCCGUGUCAUGCAGCGUUUGCCAGUGGCUGGCCGAGCGCUGGCUUGGGUGGUACAGUCAAAGGGUGGCGUGGCUCUCACCUGUAAUGUCCGCACAGCUGCCACAGCUGCCCGAGCUGCCAGCAACCUGCUGGAGGUGUUUGUGGAUGGGAAACCUGUCAUGGUGGAGCCAGGCUUGUGAGAAGGUUGGGGUGCAGAUACCCCGCUUCUGUUACCACGAGCGCCUGUCUGUGGCAGGGAACUGCCGCAUGUGUCUGGUGGAGAUUGAGACGUCACCCAAGCCCGUGGCUGCUUGUGCCAUGCCUGUGAUGAAAGGCUGGAACAUUCUGACCAACUCUGAGAAAACCAGGAAGGCCAGAGAAGGCGUGAUGGAAUUCCUGCUGGCCAAUCAUCCUCUGGACUGCCCAAUCUGUGACCAAGGUGGAGAGUGUGACCUGCAGGACCAGUCCAUGAUGUUCGGCAGCGACAGGAGCCGCUUCACUGGGGACAAGAGAGCUGUGGAGGACAAGAACAUCGGCCCGCUCGUCAAGACCAUAAUGACUCGCUGCAUCCACUGCACUCGCUGCAUCCGCUUUGCCACUGAGAUUGCGGGUGUGGAAGACCUGGGCACCACUGGCAGGGGUAAUGGCAUGCUGGUGGGCACCUACGUGGAAAAAAUGUUCAUGUCUGAGCUGUCAGGGAAUGUGAUUGACAUCUGUCCCGUGGGAGCACUGACCUCAAAGCCUUACGCCUUCACCGCUCGCCCCUGGGAGACCAGGGAGACUGAAUCCAUUGACGUGCUGGACGCAGUGGGCAGCAACAUUGUGGUCAGCACGCUGGGUGGGGAGGUCAUGAGGAUCCUGCCACGCCUUAACGAGGAUGUGAAUGAGGAGUGGAUCUCUGACAAGACCAGGUUUGCGUAUGACGGAUUGAAGCGGCAGAGACUCACGCAGCCCAUGGUGAAAGGCGCCUCAGGGCAGCUGACGCCCAGUUCCUGGGAGGACGCCCUGACGCGGGUCGCUGGAGCGCUCCAGGGGGCGCAGGGGAAGGACAUAGCCGCCAUCGCCGGGGGUCUGGUGGAUGCCGAGGCCCUCAUCUCCCUAAAGGACCUGCUGAACCGGCUCAACAGCGACAGCCUCUGCACCGAGGAGCUCUUCCCCAUGGCUGGGGCUGGUGCUGACCUGCGCUCAAACUACCUGCUGAACACGCGCAUCAGCGGCAUCGAGGAGGCCGACCUGCUGCUGCUGGUGGGGACCAAUCCGCGGUACGAGGCGCCGCUCUUCAACGCACGCAUCAGGAAGAGCUGGCUCCACAAUGAACUGCAGGUGGCGCUGGUUGGGCGGGAAGUGGACCUGAGCUACAGCUAUGAGCAUCUUGGGGAGUCUGCGCAGGUGCUGCAGGAGAUUGCAUCUGGGACACACCCCUUCAGCAAGGCGCUGGCUCAGGCCGAGCGGCCGGUGGUGGUGGUGGGCAGCGCGUGUCUGCAGCGUGAGGACAGAGCCGCACUGCACUCGACCGUGGCGGCCAUCGCGCACAGCGCCCGCAGCAGCAGCGGGGCGGGGGACACCUGGAAGGUUCUGAACGUGCUGCACAGGGCGGCCAGCCAGGUGGCAGCGCUGGAUUUGGGCUAUAGGCCCGGGGUGGACACCGUCCGCGGGAACCCGCCCAAGGUGCUGUUCCUGCUGGGGGCCGACGCUGGCUGUGUGGCCCGCCAGGACCUGCCAAAGGACAGCCUGGUCAUCUACCAAGGGCACCAUGGAGACACUGGGGCAAUCAUGGCGGACAUCAUCCUGCCUGGCGCAGCGUACACAGAGAAGUGUGGCACCUACGUCAACACGGAGGGCCGUGCCCAGCAGACCAGGGUGGCAGUGACGGCACCGGAUAUGGCCAGGGAGGACUGGAAAAUAAUUAGAGCCAUUUCAGAGCUGGCUGGAGUGACACUGCCCUAUGACACCGUGGAUGAGGUGCGUGAUCGGAUGGCGGAGGUGUCACCAAACCUGGUGCGUUACGAUGAUGUGGAAGAGGCCAGUUUCUUCAAACAGGCUAAGGAGUUGUCCAAGACUGUGAAACAGGCCCUCUUGGCCGAGCCUCUGAUCCCACCACAGCUCACAGUGAAAGACUUCUACAUGACAGAUCCCAUCAGCAGGGCCUCCCAGACCAUGGCCAAGUGUGUGAAAGCUGUGACCGAAGGAGCCCGGGCUGUGGAGGAGCCGUCCAUCUGCUGAAGUCCUGCACCUGCCCAUCCAUAUACACAUAUUAGAUGGGCCUGCAGUCCUGUGUGUGUGUACUCCUCAGGUGGGCCUGCAGUCCUGUCUGUGCGCACACUUCAGAUGGGCCUGCAGUCCUGUCUGUGCGCACACUUCAGAUGGGCCUACAUUCCUGUCUGUGUACACAUAUUAGAUGGGCCUGCAGUCCUGUGGGUGUACACAUAGAAAUAGGCCUUUAUUCUUGCCUGGAUACAGCCAGAUAGGCCUACAAUCCCAUUCAUAUAAAACCAGACAUUGGUCUAUAAUGUUGUCUUUAUAUGCCCAGAAACAAACUCAUAACCCUGUCUGUGGCAGCCAGAGGCAGGUCUAAAGUACUGUCUGUAUUCGUGGUAUAGUCCUAAAGACUUUUAUUUUCAGUUUAUUGUCAGUUUAUUGUUCAUCACUGCACCACCACAUGCUCGUCUAACUUUACCUAUGAAUAUAAUGCACCCUGGUCUGACAGACACAUUCACCUAUUGAGUGGCAUCCAUGGUGUAUCAUGGCUUACUAUCCAGUUUAAUUCCAACCUUAUACCAGAGGUAUUAACCAAAGCUUCUCCAAAUACAAUUUAUUUAUUUUAGCACUUCCCUGAAAUGUUGGAAAUGUGCAUUUUCAUAUGUUACAGUUCAAGAGAACAGCUCUAUAGGUGAAAAGUUCAAAUGCCUUAACAAAACAAAAUCGCACUGCAAUACGUUUGGAACAAGGCUUUUAAAUGAUGUUAAGGAGCAACAACAGCAUACUUGUCUGUUAUAGGCAGCAACACAGUUGUAAAUUGAAGACCUGGAAUUACAUCUCUGCAGUUUCUUAAUCAAGUUGCUGUUUUGUAAGAAUUGUACAUGUGUGUACAUUAUUGUAUGUUUAUUGAACAUAUUAAGUUGGCUGAUAUAAAAUUGACUGAUUGUUCCAAGAGUUGUCAUACAGAUAUAAAUUACUAAAAAUAUCGGA